Botrytis sinoallii is the source of this 912-nucleotide messenger RNA. RefSeq lists its product as uncharacterized. The record is from RefSeq and is a predicted model, not a curated record. Lineage: Eukaryota; Fungi; Ascomycota; Leotiomycetes; Helotiales; Sclerotiniaceae. Gene Ontology annotation, molecular function: phosphatase activity. The transcript has 3 exons. Gene Ontology annotation, cellular component: cytoplasm. The coding region runs from base 1 to 912 and encodes 303 amino acids.
AUGGGUUUCUGGUCGCGAAAAUCAUCUCCUCCUCUCCGUCACCUCAGCGGGAGAAUGUUAAAUCGAAACAUAAACCUGCUUCGAAGAAAGUGGCUUCUCCUCCUCCUCCUCCUCCUAAACCCAAAUCAAAACCAGAAUCAAAACCAAAACCGAAAUCCAAACCCAAACCCCGGCUACAACAACCUACGCACGCGCGGCGCGGGAGAACUCACCGAUCCCCCGCUGACCCCCCACGGCAAAUCCCAAUGUGUAACCCUGCGCAGACAAUUUUCGCACCUCCGUCCCCAACACAUUCUCUGCUCUCCUCUGCGACGCACACUCCAAACCGCACUCCGAUCCCUCUCCCCCCGCACCAAGAUCCCUAUCAUGCUCGAUCCGGAGCUGCGCGAAUACGGGUCCGUGCCGAAUUGUACGGGGACGCCAGUGGCGGAGCUAAGGAGGAGGCAUGAGGGGGUGGGGAUGGGGAUGGGGAUGAAGGUGAAGGUGGAUUUUGAGAGGGUGGGGGAGGGCUGGGAGAGGAAUGGAGAGAGGGAUGGGGGGUUUGUGGGGGGGAGGUGGAGGAAGAGUAGGGAGCAGAGGGAGAGGAGUCAGAGGGUUUUGGAGAGGUUGUGGGAGCUUGGGAGGGAAGGGUUGGAGAGGGAGAGGAAGAGGGGGGAGGGGAGGGAUGUGGAGAUUUUGGUUAUUUCGCAUGGAGAGUUUUUGCAUGGGUUGACGGGGGAUUACUGGCACAACGCCGACAUCAUCUCCCUCACCAUGAUCAAAAGUCGUCGCGGCUAUGGAUUUAUCGAUCCGCCGAUUCGGUUGCGUAUCAUUGAUUUUAUUUGGUAUUCUUUGUUUAUUCUUAUUUCUAUUUGGGAAGGUGGGGGGGAGGAAGGGGAGGGGAGGGGGAGUUGGUUUGGUUUGGUUUGUUAA